Molecule: messenger RNA, 638 nt
Organism: Eriocheir sinensis (Chinese mitten crab)
Lineage: Eukaryota; Metazoa; Arthropoda; Malacostraca; Decapoda; Varunidae
Exons: 2
Coding region: 33-611 (192 amino acids)
Source: RefSeq, a predicted model, not a curated record
UUUCCGUGCUAGAGCGCAGUGUCUGGAUGUGAAUGCAAGGAUCGAAAUGGCCUGAGUCCCGCAGCAAAGUGUGCCAGAUGUGUGACAGGGGUGUGGAUGAGACUGUACAGCAUGUAGUGGUGGAAUGUAAGAAGUAUGACAGAAAGAGAACGAAGAUGAUGCAGGUGUUUCUGAGUGAGAUGGGACGUGAAGUGAAUGGGAGGACUGGAAGGGAGUGGAUGGUGGUCAUGGUGCUGCUGCUGGGGCUGAGUGGAGAGACGAAUGGACGAGUGAUUGAGGCGGUGAAUGAGUUCCUGGAGAGCAUGUGGCGGGCAAGAUGUAGGCAAGGACAUCUUGCCCCGGGUUUUCUUUCACAGGAGCUGCCGAUACAAAGGCCGAGCUGGCUGGGGAGUGUGGACUGUGUGGAGAAAUCCCAAGCCACCUGUGACAUCAAGAUCAAGGCCGCCCCCGAGGCUCCCGGCGACCGACCCAUUUCUUCCUUCCCCACAAGAUACAGGCUUGGCACUGCUCUUGUCCAGCCUCAUUCAAAUACAGAAACUCAUUUUGACAUUCAGGAAGUGACACAGUGGAUCCUGAUGGUCGGUCCAAGGCUUCUUCCCGGUGGGGUGUGAUAGUCGGCCCAGCCCAUUCUGGCGCAG